CAAGACACGUGGGAUCAUUGCAUAUUGAAUUUAUGAAAGAAACGAGCAAUAAACAUUUUUAAAAUUUUUAAUACCAUGGACGUGUUUGAAUUAAGUAUUUGGAAAGGUGAUUGGGGUUUACCAACAGUUGACACGGAAUGUUUGCAAGUUUUGGUUUAUGCCAAAUUUAACGAUAUACCUCUGAAAAUUAACGCAAAUGCUAAUCCAUUUAAUACACCUAAUGGCAGGUUACCUGUAUUAAAGUGUAAAAAUGAUACGUUCAAUGCAGUCCAAGAUAUAAUAGCAUUUUUCAGACAACAACAUUAUAAUUCAGAAUACGAUUUAUCUCGGAAACAUUGUGCGACUGUUAUGGCAUAUGAAGCAUUUUUGAAAGAAAAGUUAUUUCCAGCAUUACAAUUCAUUUGGUGGAUAGACAAAGAAAAUGCAGAUAAAAUCAUAAGACCGUUGUAUUCUAAAGCAUUACCUUUUCCAUUCAACUUCUAUUAUCCUGCACAAUAUGAACGGAAAGCUCGUACUCUUAUUCAAGUUAUGUUUCCUGUAGAAGAAGAUAUGACUGUCAUCGAAAAUAAGGUAUACUCUGAAGCACAAAAAUGCUUGACUUUAUUAUCUACGAGUCUUGGUGAUUCCAAAUAUUUCCUGGAUAAAGGACCUACUGUAUUGGAUGCUAUUGUAUAUUCUUAUUUGGCACCAUUGCUCAAAGCUAACUUGCCAAAUUCAGCAUUACAAAAUCAUUUGAAAGCUUGUACAAAUUUAGUAGCAUUCGUAUCGCGCAUAUCGGAUAAAUACUUCGCAAGUGAAGGUAGCGAAUACCAAGCCAAAGAAACUGCUCAAAAUAUAAAGAAAUACUCGCAUAAUGAGUUUCCUAAUAAGAGAAGAAAUCAAAUCUUUGCUGGAGUUUUUACUGCAUUGCUAAUGACAACUUAUGCAUUAUCAUCUGGAAUAUUAGAGAAAUGGAAGUUGAAAAGAAUUCCUCUGAGACAUACAAGAAGAUAAAGAGUCAAGAUUUUUUGUUCGACUAUGAAUUUACGUUGAGAUAAGAAGAAA
This is a messenger RNA of Eufriesea mexicana, 1044 nucleotides long. Its product is annotated as metaxin-1. Gene Ontology annotation, cellular component: SAM complex; cytoplasm. The record is from RefSeq and is a predicted model, not a curated record. Gene Ontology annotation, biological process: mitochondrion organization. The coding region runs from base 76 to 993 and encodes 305 amino acids. The transcript has 5 exons. NCBI's taxonomy places the organism in Eukaryota, Metazoa, Arthropoda, Insecta, Hymenoptera, Apidae.